Messenger RNA from Emys orbicularis (European pond turtle), 1465 nucleotides. RefSeq names its product StAR related lipid transfer domain containing 7 (gene STARD7). Gene Ontology annotation, molecular function: lipid binding. The coding region runs from base 1 to 1230 and encodes 409 amino acids. Lineage: Eukaryota; Metazoa; Chordata; Testudines; Emydidae. The transcript is spliced from 8 exons. The record is from RefSeq and is a predicted model, not a curated record.
AUGUUCCACCCGCUGCAGUGGAGGCCGCCCGCCAGCAUCUAUUCCUACUGCGCCCGCUCGGCCCCCUGGGAGGGCCGGCCGGGGCCCGCGCCGGCCCUGCGGAGCCGCUACCAGUGGCUGCUGGGCUGGUUCCAGAAGGAGCCCGGGAAAUGCCCCGGCCCAAAGAGCCUCCUGUCGCUCCUGGCCAGUCAGUGCAGCUACGUGACCGGCCAGCGGGUGCGGCGGGCCCAGCAGAUCGGGCAGCUCUACGGGAACAUCUACUCGGAGCGGGCGCGCUGGAGCCUUUUCAGCGGCCUGUGGCGCAGGUUCCAGGCCCGGCACGCCAGCGCCUGUAAGCUGAUGGCCGCCUUCACCGGGGUCUUCCUGUGGGAAGAGGAACGGAUCCAAGAGGAGGAGUUGCGAAGGUCUGCAGAGGAGAUGAAGCACAUGGAGGAAGUCUCCAGGCUGUUCCAUAGCAGCGGGGGAGAGCACCAGAAGCUGGGUCCCAAAACCCAUGUGGAUAUAACAGCCACUCGCGAGGAGCAUCCCUGGGAGAUGGUGAUGGACAAGAAACACUUCAAGCUGUGGAGGCGUCCAAUAGAAGGGACCCACCUGUAUCAGUACAGAGUGUUUGGGACAUAUACAGAUGUGACUCCCAGGCAGUUCUUCAAUGUGCAGCUGGACACUGAGUACAGGAAGAAGUGGGAUUCACUGGUCAUCAAACUGGAUGUGGUUGAGAGAGACCUGACCACUGGCUCGGAGGUGGUUCACUGGGUAACUCACUUCCCGUACCCGAUGUAUUCACGGGACUACGUUUAUGUUCGGCGGUACAACGUGGACCGGGAAAACAAUCUGAUGGUGCUGGUGUCACGAGCGGUGGAGCACCCAGGCAUCCCAGAAGAUCCCGAGUUCGUGCGGGUCCGAACCUAUGAAUCCCAGAUGGUUAUCCGACCACACAAGACAUUUGAUGAGAACGGCUUUGAUUACCUGCUGACGUACAGCGACAAUCCACAGACAGUGUUCCCGCGCUACUGUGUCAGCUGGAUGGUCUCUAGUGGCAUGCCAGACUUCCUGGAGAAACUGCACACAGCGGCUCUGAAAGCGAAGCGAAUGGAGAUCGAAGUGCGGGACUACAUCUCUGCCAAACCCAUUGAAAACAGCAGCAGCAGCGGUGAGGGGAAGGCGAGCAUGCCUGGUGCAGAGCACAAGAGCGAAGACACCCACAGCCCUGCGCAGCUCGAGUACGCCUAAGGGCUGGCUGUGCCUCCUGCAUCAGCACCCUAGCCUCUGCUCCUGGAUCCACGGAGCAGGGCCGAUGGGGCGCUGUGACGUCAGUGUAGCCACUGGACCCUAGUUCAGCUAUUCUUCUUUUGACUCCAGACCCCUCCUCGCCUCUGUCUUUUGCUGCAUGUGGGGAGAGGGGUCUCUCCCCUGUGUGAGCCUUGUUCCGAGCGAGGCCUGGCCAUUGAAACACAACGUUGUGUAA